GAGGGGCGUGAUCGGAUGUGUCACUUCCGGCGCGCGACAGACCUGGCCUCCCUUUGCUUCCGCGGCGGGGCCGGAAGUAGAGGCGACGGUGGCGGAGGCCCAAAGCGAAGGAAAGUGGGGAGUCGGAGAGACCCAGCCGGAGUCCUAGCGGCGGAGACCCCUGUGCGGUCCGGAGGGGGCGGCGGCCCCGACUCUGACCCGCGCCGGGGGGUGGGCCAUGGCGGAAAUCAGCGACCUGGAUCGGCAGAUCGAGCAACUGCGGCGCUGCGAGCUCAUCAAAGAGAGCGAAGUCAAGGCCCUGUGCGCUAAGGCCAGAGAGAUCUUGGUAGAAGAGAGCAACGUGCAGAGGGUGGACUCGCCAGUCACAGUAUGUGGUGACAUCCAUGGACAAUUCUAUGACCUCAAGGAGCUUUUCAGAGUAGGUGGCGAUGUCCCUGAGACCAACUACCUCUUCAUGGGAGACUUUGUGGACCGUGGUUUCUACAGUGUUGAAACCUUCCUCCUCCUGCUGGCUCUUAAGGUUCGAUAUCCUGACCGCAUCACUUUGAUCCGGGGCAAUCACGAGAGCCGCCAGAUCACCCAGGUCUAUGGCUUCUAUGAUGAGUGCUUGCGCAAAUAUGGCUCAGUGACUGUCUGGCGCUACUGCACUGAGAUCUUUGACUACCUCAGCCUGUCCGCCAUCAUCGAUGGCAAGAUCUUCUGUGUGCAUGGGGGCCUCUCCCCUUCCAUCCAGACCCUGGACCAGAUCCGGACGAUUGACCGGAAGCAAGAGGUGCCCCAUGAUGGACCCAUGUGUGACCUCUUGUGGUCUGACCCUGAAGACACCACAGGCUGGGGAGUGAGCCCCCGUGGGGCAGGCUACCUGUUCGGCAGUGAUGUGGUGGCCCAGUUCAAUGCAGCCAAUGACAUUGACAUGAUCUGCCGUGCUCACCAGUUGGUGAUGGAAGGUUACAAGUGGCACUUCAAUGAGACCGUGCUUACUGUGUGGUCAGCACCUAAUUACUGCUACCGCUGUGGGAAUGUGGCAGCCAUCUUGGAACUGGAUGAGCAUCUCCAGAAAGAUUUCAUCAUCUUUGAGGCUGCACCCCAAGAAACACGUGGCAUCCCCUCCAAGAAGCCGGUGGCCGACUAUUUCCUGUGACUCCUUGGCCCCAGCCCCUCUGGCCCUUGGACCACUGUGACUGCCCUCUUCCCAGGCGGAGGCUGGUGUGGAGGGGCUGCCUGGCUUGGCUGGCCCCAGGGUGCGGACUGCUCUGGAGAGGUUGGGGCUUCUGCUCCGGGCUUCUCUUCUUCUCCCACUUUGUCCAUGAAGUUUUCCAGUCAUUUUUCCUUUUUUUUUCUUUUUUUCUUUUUUGGUUUUGUUUUUAGAUAAAACAUUUUGAGAAAAAAAAAAAGAAAAAAAUUCUAAUAAAACAAGAAAACUA
Molecule: messenger RNA, 1424 nt
Organism: Alexandromys fortis (reed vole)
Lineage: Eukaryota; Metazoa; Chordata; Mammalia; Rodentia; Cricetidae
Gene: Ppp4c
Product: protein phosphatase 4 catalytic subunit
Exons: 9
Coding region: 218-1141 (307 amino acids)
Biological process (GO): double-strand break repair via homologous recombination
Cellular component (GO): nucleus; cytoplasm
Molecular function (GO): protein serine/threonine phosphatase activity
Source: RefSeq, a predicted model, not a curated record